UUUAUUUACCAUGUCUGACGAUACCAGUGUUGAUUAUUCGGCUGAUAUUGAUUGGAUUGAAGAAGCUAUCACUAAAAAGUAUUUUAAAUAUUAUGAAUUCGAGAAUUUUAACAAUAUUCAGGAAAUUGGUUCGGGAGGUUUCGGAAAGGUUUUUCGCGCAAGUUGGAAAAAUUCGGGACAGUAUUUAGCCUUAAAAACUUUUUUUAAUUUUGACGAUGCUACAAUUAAAGGGAUCGCUCGUGAGUUAAAACUUCAACGUGAAGUUGAUUUUCAUAAUAAUAUUAUUCGUUUCUUUGGAAUUACAAAAUAUGAGCCAGAAAGCGAAAAUAAUCUAUUGAACUUGAACCGGUAUUCAUUUGUAAUGGAAUAUGCUGAUAAUGGCACGCUUCGAAAAUAUUUGAAGAAUAAUUUCGAUAGUAUUACUUGGAAAGAUAAAUUAAAUAUGGCUUACCAGCUGGCUAGUGCCGUUUCUUGUUUACAUAAUGAGGGAAUUGUGCAUAGUGAUUUGCACUCCAAUAAUAUCUUGGUUCUUAAGAAUAAGAUUAAAUUGGCUGAUUUUGGACUGUCAAAGAGGAUUGAAGAAACGUCCAGUCGGCAAUCUUUCAAAUUAUUUGGUGUUAUUCCUUAUAUUGAUCCAAAAAGAUUAAUGGAUCAAGAAUACAAAUUAAAUGAAAUGAGUGAUAUAUAUAGUGUAGGUGUAUUAUUAUGGGAGUUAUCUAGUGGUAAGCCACCUUUUUAUAAUGAUGGUGAAGCGUAUGAUAUUGGUUUAGUUGUUGAAAUUUUACAAGGUAUUAGAGAAGAACCUAUUCCUGAUACACCCGAGGCUUAUGUUGCGCUUUAUACUGAAUGUUGGAAUAAAGAACCAGUUCUUCGUCCAGCUAUAAGUGAAGUGCUUGAUCAAUUGAAAGCAAUUAUUUUUUCAGUCGACGAAACUAAUGAAAAUGAUUUAUAUAAUACUGUAAGUCAACAUCAAGAAGACGGGCAAAGUAAACAAGGCGGACAAGAAAAUAAAAAUAAUGAGGAAUCAAUAGACGAUGAGAAUUCAUCAUUUGUAAAUUCAUUAUUAAUAGGCAUAAUAGCUGAUGAAUUAUCUAAUCUUAUUUUUAAUGGUGAGAAAAAAUUGGAAGUAUCUACCAUUUGUAAUUCUUGUGAAGUUUAUAACAUCAAAUCAGUAGAAGUUUAUAAGUGGUUAUUAGAUAAUCAAUAUGAUCCAAAUCAUAUUUUUUUACUUGGAGCUUUUAAUUAUUUAGGAAUUGGAACUGAUGUUAAUAAGGAAAAGGCGGUUGAAUUAUAUCAAAAAGCGGCAGGCUUAGGACAUAGUGUAGCUCAAUAUAAUCUUGCUUGUAUAUAUAAAGAAGGAAAAGUUGUAUAU
Molecule: messenger RNA, 1372 nt
Organism: Rhizophagus irregularis DAOM 181602=DAOM 197198
Lineage: Eukaryota; Fungi; Glomeromycota; Glomeromycetes; Glomerales; Glomeraceae
Biological process (GO): signal transduction; protein phosphorylation
Cellular component (GO): cytoplasm
Molecular function (GO): protein binding; ATP binding; protein kinase activity
Source: RefSeq, a predicted model, not a curated record